AUGUCCCGCCAGCUCUCCCUAUGGGAGGCUGAAGAGCGCAAACUCCAGCCCGUCUUUGACGACGUCGCCUCCCACCGCCUCGCCCCCGCCUCCUCGGCCCUCACCCGUUACCUCAAGAAACACCCCAAGUCCCAGCCGGCCCUCAUCAUCAAGAUGUACAUUACGCACAAGAUGAAGGCAGAGGAGGGGGAGGAAGAGGUCAUGAAGAUAUUUCGAGAGGUGAUGGUGCUGGGGGGGAAGGGGAAGGAGAUGACGGGGAGGGGCGUUUGGUGGGUGACUUUGACGAUGAGGCAGAUGGGCAAGUUGGCCCUCGCCCAAAAGAUCUACCAAGACCUCUACACUCUCCACCCCCAAGCACACCAACUCCUGGAACAAGUCUUUCUCCACGCCUCCGCUGCCAACGAUGUCCCUACCAUGGUUGAAGCGUCCCGAAAGAUGUUCAACACCACCAAAGAAGCUCGAUGGGCAAGGACAGCUGGGUGGGCAGAAUGGUAUGCCAAAGCGCCCCAACCGAGCAGGUCGGUAGGGAAUGGAGCGUUCCCUAAUGAGGUGGAGGAUAAGAAUGCGCUCAAGGUCGCGGGCUUGUUGGUUGGGAUGGCGGGUCAGGAGUGCGAGACGUCGGAGCAGUUCUGGCUGCGAUCCCAAAUUCUACUCUCUUCUGGCCCUGCUUCGUACCCCACCAUCUUGAAGCUUGCGCGAGAACAAGCGGCGGACGGCAGUUUGGCGAGGGUCUGGCAUCGAAUGGAGGUCGUUAAGGAAGUGCUCAAGAGAUCCGGCUCGGAAAGACAAAACGAAUGGGAAGAGGAGAGACAGUGGGUGGCUUGGUACCUCGAGGAGGAAGAUACGGCCGCCCGAAACUAUGCUUUCUACCAGUACCUCUUGCACGCGACUGCACUCUCGACGGACCCUGAGGCGGUGGACAAGACUGUCAACCUUCUGGAGAACCUAGAGCAAGAGAUUGGCAGUAAGGAGCGAGCUCCAGCGCUUGCUCUGCUCUCUAUCGACUCGGUGCUCCAAGAACUCGCUCAAAAAGGUGAAGCCAUCUCAAACGACGCAUGGUCCACCCGAGCCGCCUCCUACUGGGCCCAAUGGUGUCUCAAGGGCUCAAUCAUCUCCGAGGUCGAGGGUUUCACAGCAUUGAACUCUGCCCGGAGAGAAGAAGGGUAUGCCCUUGUGCAACAAUGGGCCAAAAAGGAGGCGAGCAAUGAGAAGGAGUUUAAGGAGAAGGUGCAUGCUGAAACGCUCUUGUUGAGGGCUCAACCUGCAAGCUGGGUACCGCAGGAGGAUGAUGUGGAGAAGUGGUGGGCGUUGUAUAAUGCUGGUCUCGAUUAUGGCAGAAGCCUCCCACCCACAGACGUCCAGCCUGCCGACGAAGCGGGUCUUAUCUCUGUCAACCUCCUGCUCACAAUAUGGUCUUCCUCAUCUUUUGACGAAAAGCUACUAUGGAAGGCCAUCUCGAGGCUAGAAGAGAUCGUGGAAAAGAGUCCGGUCUGCAUGUAUGCAAGGUACCUGUUGAUCAGGCUCUAUCGUCUUGUCGGUGCGCCCCUGAAAUCUCUCCCACACCUCACCAAACUCUCUCUAUCCGAAAUCCAGCUCGACAAUCUCCUUCAUGUUUUCACCGAGCGCGGCGGUGCUGGAGAGGCGGUGUUGAGCAAGAGUGACAAAGAGUGGAAGGCGGGUGGGCUGGUGGAAAAGGCUACAGGGAUGUAUAAGAGGACAGCUGUCGAGUUCCCCGAGUACGUCAAAGACGCCCUUUCCAACGAAACAUACUCCAAAAUUCCAUCUAUCAAAUAUCUCCAUUCCGCCCUCGCUUCUUCGCUUUCACAUCGCGCCUUGCUUGUCGAGCGGGCGAGCCAUUACCUUUUGUCGGCACCUUCAGAAGGGGCGCUGCCGAAGGAACUGGUCAAGGGCUUGAAGAAAGCAGCACAAGGAUUGGAAAAAGGAGAGAAGAGUGAGGAUCUUUGUAAUUGGGAGUUGGUGUACGAGAUCGGGGGAUCCCUUCCUCUUGUGCGGGACAUCGCUGAACUCUCGCCUUCCGGUCGGGUUUCCGAUGCUUGGCUCAACGUCUUAUCGCAAUUCUGGCUCAACGUAGCCGAGUUCCAGGCAGGCGGCAAGGUGCAGGAUAUCACUAUCAGCCAGGGAGAAGCGUUGGAAGCGGCCGAGAAGGCUUUGGUUGAAGUGGGCGGCAAGGUGCUGAGUGUAGUUGAUGCAGCUUUGAAGGGCGAAGAGAAGGAGGAUGGAUUGGCCGGUGUUUUUGACAACCUCGCUACCUCAUUCACUGCUCCCAAGCAGCCUCACUCGGUCAAUCUCACCUUGACCUCUCUCUUGACCCUCCUCCGCGUUGUCGAUCUCGCCUUCUCCCGCUUGGCAGAGGCUGCCAAACCCCAAAAGGGGAAGAAGAAGUCGGCCUACUUGGGAGAGCUGGUUGACACCUUGCGCAAGGCGAGGGACCAAGUCAAGAAGAGAGGUCUUGAGAUUGUGGCGGAGAUCGAGACAAGGGAGCCAGAAGUGGAGGUGCGGGAAGGAGACAAGGCGUUGGUUGAGGGGAUCGAGAAGGCGAGGAAAGAAGUCUUGGUCAACUUCAAAGGAUUGUUCAAGUAG
Cryptococcus wingfieldii CBS 7118 is the source of this 2601-nucleotide messenger RNA. RefSeq lists its product as hypothetical. The coding region runs from base 1 to 2601 and encodes 866 amino acids. Lineage: Eukaryota; Fungi; Basidiomycota; Tremellomycetes; Tremellales; Cryptococcaceae. The transcript is spliced from 6 exons. The record is from RefSeq and is a predicted model, not a curated record. Gene Ontology annotation, molecular function: protein-N-terminal amino-acid acetyltransferase activity. Gene Ontology annotation, biological process: N-terminal peptidyl-methionine acetylation. Gene Ontology annotation, cellular component: NatB complex; cytoplasm.